GGCUGGACGGAAGAAGAAGAGUAAGAAGCGCCCUGUGACUGUGAGCAUCGACAAGAAGGAGGACCCGCCGGCCAAGCAGAAAAAGAAGGCCUUGACAUCGAUUGCCUCGGCAGCUGCAGAAGUUGGCACCUUCCGGGGACAGUUGGAAAAGGAGGGAGU
This is a messenger RNA of Durusdinium trenchii, 159 nucleotides long. Lineage: Eukaryota; Dinophyceae; Suessiales; Symbiodiniaceae. The record is from the annotation of a GenBank genome assembly.